GUCUUCAGUUGAGUUGAGAAUUUCAGUGAAGAAGUAUCUUCCGUAGACGGAGAGAGUGCUUUUUUUGACCAAAUAUGCGUGCUUUAGUGCUCAUUUCAUCGUUCGCGGUUGUGGCAUUUGCCCGACCGGAUGUUAGCCAUCUUACGGGCUACAACUACAACCAUCCAUCUGGUUCAGCUGGGGCUUCCCAUCACACAGCUUCCAGAGUCAGCGUGGACAUGGUGCCAUCACAGAGCUACGAAAUUCCCGCGAGUCAGUCAACAUUUACAAACCUUGGAAGCUCAUCGAAUGUGGCCAGCAAUCAGUAUGUGCCCCCACGGGUGCAGACACACUUUUCAGCUCCUGCCACAACCCUCCUGACCCCAACAGCUGGGUCUAGCGUGUCUGGAAGUGCACCAUCGGUGAACUUCAUCACCUACGCUGAUAACCAAAAUAACUAUGUGCCCCCAACUGCCCCUACAGCACACACAACUGGGUUCGCCUAUGACCACGCCAGCUCUGCACUGCCUGCCUUCCCUACCCUUAGCACUCCAGUCCGCGCUGAAUUCACACAACUCAAUACCGAUCACGGUUCUUCAAGCUUCGGCCAAACCACGGGCUUUGGACAGAAUACUGGCUUCAGUCAUGGACAGACAGCUGACUUCGGACACACAUCCUCAGGAAGCUUCAGUCAGGGCUUCAAUCAGGGCUUCAGCCAGGGUGGUCUGGGGCAAGUGACUCAGGGUGUGGCUCACAAUGAGGAAAUUCAGCUCACAGGACGCUUCGAUCAGAGCGCAACUCACGUAAACUUCCCCCCACAGAGGAUUAUCCAACAAACUGCACCUUUUGUGACGAAGCACACGUACGUCUUUGCUGCCCCCGAGGAAGAGGAACAUAUUGCUCCACAGGAACCUAUUGUUCUCCCACAACCCCAGACACACUACAAGAUUAUCUUCAUCAAGGCCCCGAGUACGACAAUCGUCAACAACCAGGGAGGUGCUGUCGCUCCACAGAAAAAUGAAAAGACCAUUAUCUACGUAUUGUCGAACAAGAGGGUCAUUGAUAGGACCGUUGAAGUACCUGAUUUGCCUGAGCAGAAGAAAUCGAAGCCCGAAGUGUUCUUCAUUAAGUACAAGACACCCACUGAACAUGUGGACUCGCAAGCUGUGUACGAGACUGUUGACCAUGUUGAUGGCCAUGCUGCUGGUCUUUCACCUCGCUUUGAGACAAAUCAAGUACAGCACGAAGGUGUCCAUUCCGCUGGUAUUACAGUUGCUGCACCCCAGCAGAAUGUUCAGAUGUUCUCUGCUGAUGCUCAGUCACAGGGAGCCUAUCAGACACUCCAUUCAUCCUCCGUCCAGGAGAUCCAGAACAAACCCACCCUGACGUCCUACGAUAGUCCCGUCUACAGUCUCGAUACGAGUGGAUUCGGAUCAAGUAGUGGCUCUGCCCAUGGAUCCGCCAGUGGAUCAGCUCAAUUUGGUGGUUCGUCAACAAGUGGUUCAGCCCUGCAAUUCCUCAAUACCGGCUUCGCCCCCUCAGGGAGUCAAGCAACGAAUCUGGAGUACAUUCCACCCGUUGGUGGCUCAUCAUGCACCACGUGCUAGGAGGUGCAAUGCCAUGUGAACCAUACUAUUUAAUAACUUUUUAUUAGGUUCCAAUAGAAGUUACGCUUUUUUGUAAUAUUGACACACUUGUAAUAAAUCACUGAGCACACCAAGCGAUGAAUGGAGUCAGAGUACACAAUACCACAAAAAGUCUCUUUUUUUUGCUUUUGGAUAAUUUCACAAAUUUGUC
Lutzomyia longipalpis is the source of this 1776-nucleotide messenger RNA. RefSeq lists its product as uncharacterized. The record is from RefSeq and is a predicted model, not a curated record. NCBI's taxonomy places the organism in Eukaryota, Metazoa, Arthropoda, Insecta, Diptera, Psychodidae. The transcript has 3 exons. Bases 75 to 1586 code for a protein of 503 amino acids.